Messenger RNA from Trichomonas vaginalis G3, 1305 nucleotides. RefSeq names its product adenosine/guanosine diphosphatase family. Gene Ontology annotation, cellular component: membrane. The transcript has a single exon. The record is from RefSeq and is a predicted model, not a curated record. The coding region runs from base 1 to 1305 and encodes 434 amino acids. Gene Ontology annotation, biological process: nucleoside diphosphate catabolic process. Gene Ontology annotation, molecular function: nucleoside diphosphate phosphatase activity. NCBI's taxonomy places the organism in Eukaryota, Parabasalia, Trichomonadida, Trichomonadidae.
AUGGAGUUCAACGAGAAAAGUUUUUCAUGCAAUAUAUUCAAGCUGAACUUAACAGACAUUCAACCUAAUAUCCAUUAUUACCCAACUAAUGAUGAGCCAUUGAUAUAUUAUGUAGAUAAUCCCUACUUCACAUCGCCAAAAAAAGAUGGGAUAAUUCCGAAACUACUAAAAGACUUCGCAAAAUUUAUCAGAAUUAAUCUAAAUUUAUUUGUAUUAUCGAGAUCUACACUUUAUGUUUAUAUUUGUACAAAUUCAUCUGCAUAUACAUUCGAAAAUCAGUCAGUUUCUCUUAUUGUUAAAGAAUUUAAAGAGGAAUUGGCAAAAUUAAAUUUAGUUUCAUCAACAGAUACAAUUAUUAGACACAUAAGCAAUAGAGAAAAAGGUAUAUUUUCCUGGGCAGCCAUGAAUUACUAUCUUGGAAACUUUCACAAGCAUCGUAGAACAGUCGGAAUUUUGACCCUCGAAAAAGAUUUCUUCCAAAUUAGUUUUUCUUCAGAUAUUAACAAUAAGUCAAUCACUCCAAAGAUAUUUCACUUUGCGAACAAAGCUUAUAAGGUAUAUUCUUUUAUUUACCGAGAUCUUGGAUAUUAUACAGCAUUUACUAAGACAUUAGCAUCAGAUUUACCAAAGAGAUUUGAAGGACAUAACCAUCCAUGUCUUUUAUACAAUUCUAAAUUACAAUAUCAAGAUCUUACAUUUUUCGGAACAGGAAAGUUUAAUGAUUGCCAGAACCUUAUUGAAAACAAAGUUUUAUCCGCAAAUCAAUCGUUUUACACAAAUAAUAUUAACGGAAUUAAACGAUUUUACGCAUUAUCAAGUUUUUCUGAAGUUAAUUCAGACUUAGACUUAAAUUCUGACUCACCAUUAAGUGAAUUACUUAGUAAAGCAAAAGAAAUUUGUCAACAAGAUAUUUCUUACUUCUUAGCAGAAUUUAAGCCGAAUAUUAACUCAACCGAAAUAUGUUUUAACGCUAUUUAUCAAUACAACUUACUUUAUCGAAUCCAAUCCGACAAUAAUUUUUCAAUUAUUAAAAUAAAUCGAACUUAUAAUCAUAUGUUCACUUGGCAUAUAGGAGCAAUAGUAGGAGAUCUUACGAGUGAAUCGUUUAUGAGAAAAAUACCUCAAAAUUCGUAUAAUAUUACUGUAAGAGUUUUGUUCUUUGGAUUUGGUGGAAUUAUUGGCGUUUGGGUUGCACAAAGGUUAUUUGCUGAUGUGUCAUUCGAAACCGCUGUUCCAGAAGAUUGUAAACCUCUUACAAGUAAUAAAGAUGAAAAUAAUAAUGAUUUAUCAUUUGAUAAUGAAUAA